GCGCAACAAACUGCCUGUGAAAUCUGUCCGGUUCUACGAAAGGCUACUUAGUGUAUAUUAAUUGUCUUAUUUAUGCUCUAUUGUUUCGUGAAUGGGUAGUAGUUGAUAGUGCGUUCUCAAAAUGGCUUUAGCCGAGCAAAAUUUAGCAUCGCUGGAUAUCAGUAAGCUGACUCCUCUGUCUCCGGAAGUGAUCAGCCGCCAGGCCACCAUCAAUGUUGGAACCAUUGGGCACGUAGCUCAUGGCAAGUCUACUGUGGUGAAGGCUAUCUCUGGAGUGCAGACUGUGCGCUUCAAGAAUGAGUUGGAGAGAAAUAUCACAAUUAAACUGGGAUAUGCGAAUGCCAAGCUUUACCAAUGCGAUGGGGCCAAAUGUCCGAGGCCAGGCUCCUUCAUCUCAGCCAGUUCUCAUAAGGAGGAUGUGUUUCCUUGCAUUCACCCAGGAUGCUCAGGAAAAUUCCGCCUGCAGCGCCAUGUCUCAUUUGUGGACUGCCCUGGUCAUGACAUCCUCAUGGCCACCAUGUUGAACGGAGCUGCUGUCAUGGACGCCGCUCUCUUGCUCAUUGCUGCCAACGAAUCAUGUCCUCAGCCACAGACAUCGGAGCAUCUGGCUGCCAUCGACAUCAUGCGUCUCAACCACAUCCUCAUCCUGCAGAACAAAAUAGAUCUCUGCCGCGAGUCUCAGCUCAAGGAACAGUAUAAGAAGAUCCUUGAGUUCACGAGAGGCACCAUCGCUGAGAACGCGCCAGUGCUGCCAGUAUCUGCUCAACUGAAGCUCAACAUCGACGUUGUCUGCGAGUAUCUCAUCAAGAAAAUACCAGUUCCUAAGCGGGAUUUCCUAAGCCCACCCCGACUCAUCAUCAUUCGUUCAUUUGAUGUCAACAAACCUGGAUGUGAAGUGGAUGACCUCAAAGGCGGUGUGGCGGGAGGAUCCAUCUUGAAGGGCGUGCUGAAGGUUGGGCAAGAGAUUGAAGUCCGGCCCGGGAUCAUCUCGCGUAAUCCGGACAACAACAAAGUGCAGUGCAAGCCCAUCCGCUCGCGCAUCAUUUCCCUGUACACCGAAACCAACGCUUUGCAGUUCGCCGUACCUGGUGGUCUUAUUGGCGUGGGAACGAAGAUCGACCCGACGCUGUGCCGAGCUGAUCGCAUGGUAGGGCAGGUGCUUGGAGCCGUAGGGACGCUGCCUGGCAUCUUCACGGAGAUCGUCGUGUCGUACCUCCUGCUCACCAGGCUCCUCGGGGUCAAGACCGAGGUCGACAAGAAGGCGGCGAAGGUUGAUAUGCUGAACAAAGAAGAAAUGCUUAUGGUGAACAUUGGGUCUUUGUCGACGGGCGGGUGCGUCAUCGGCGUUAAAGCAGAGAUGGGCCUGGCUAAGAUAUCCCUCACGCACCCUGUCUGCACGGAGGCAAACGAGAAGAUUGCCCUUUCCAGGCGGAUCGAUAGGCACUGGAGGUUGAUUGGCUGGGGUACGAUUGUGCGUGGCGAAACAAUUAAGCCACUGGAUUAAUACGACCAAAACCACAAUAGUACAUCAGUAAAAUGGAGGAAUUAUUUUCUUCCUUUUUUUAUAUUAUGAUUCGCAAUGCUUCCGUCAUUUACCGCGAAUAUUUCCCUAAUGACAUCCGUAAUAAGUGAAACACCUGUAAACUUAUAUUUAUUACAUUUAUUUCUAUUUCUCUUACGUUGUCUACAUUUAUAAAAUAACCUAAACGUGAUUAUCAGUGACGUUUCAGCAUAAUGCAUACUACGUUCUACUUCUCCAGUGUUCCGUUCGUAGCACCAUCUUCGAGUUCCUUAUUUUCAGAUCCUGUCAUCUCUUCUGCACGAGAAGACGACAUUUCAUAAACACAUAUUAAAAAGAACUUUGUCAAUGGCAUAAAGUCUAGUUACAUUACAUUCUUCUUUAUUCACGAAUUAAUAAAGAUUGAAUAAAUUUU
Molecule: messenger RNA, 1934 nt
Organism: Hyalella azteca
Lineage: Eukaryota; Metazoa; Arthropoda; Malacostraca; Amphipoda; Hyalellidae
Gene: eIF2gamma
Product: eukaryotic translation initiation factor 2 subunit 3, Y-linked
Exons: 10
Coding region: 122-1504 (460 amino acids)
Biological process (GO): positive regulation of translational fidelity; formation of translation preinitiation complex
Cellular component (GO): eukaryotic translation initiation factor 2 complex; cytosol
Molecular function (GO): GTP binding; tRNA binding; GTPase activity
Source: RefSeq, a predicted model, not a curated record